AUGGCUGCUGAAGAACCAGCAGCAGUUACUUAUACCGCACUCCGUUCUGAUCUGCUGAUCCCUGGUCGCGGCAAGCCCAUUGUAGGCGGUGCAUUGAUCAUUAAAGGCGCCAAAAUCGAGUGGGUGGGACAGUACGCAGACCGUCCAUCCAAAUAUGGCUCUAUCAAGUUCCGGCAUUUGCCUGUACUCAUUCCGGGCAUGUGGGAUUGUCAUACGCACUACGGGGGUUACGGGAAAGCUUUCGGUGCCAUUGGUGAUCAUAAAGCUUUGCUACCAGGCGCAAGUGCUCUGGCUGGAGCCGUCACGGUCGAAGACCUCAAGCGCACGCUUGAUGCAGGGUUUACCAGUGUGAGGGAACUGUCUGGGUUUGCAGGAUACUUGUGGCCUGGUAUUCGAGACGGGUAUCUUGUUGGGCCGAAUGUUUACUCGUCCCUGACACUGUUGUCUACUACUGGUGGGCAUGGCGAUCUGCACGACGCGCCCUUGUGUGCAAUCAAGCAGUUCUCUGACGCUGGUGGCAAUUUCUAUAUCUGUGAUGGCGUCGAUGAAUGCAUUAAAGGAGUUCGCGAGAUGGUCCGCAGAGGAGCCCGUUGUAUUAAGGUCUGCUCGUCGGGAGGUGUACUCAGUCUCGAUGACGACCCAGAAGAUCGUCAGUUUUCGGACGAAGAGCUCAAGGCCAUAUGUGACGAGGCAGCUCGGACCGGCCGGGCCGUUGCUGCUCAUGCCAUCGGGAAAGCCGGAAUAAUGGCGGCUCUCAGAGCAGGCGUCACGAGUAUAGAGCAUGGCUGUUACCUUGAUGAGGAGGUUGCAGAUCUGAUGAAAGAAAAGGGUACAGUCCUAGUGGCCACUCGGCAUAUUCAAGAAAGCCUCUACCUUGACCACAGUGAGUUCCCCCCACCGGUGGUCGAAAAGAUCAAGAAGAUUGUGCCCCUCACCAGGGCCAACUACAAAAAGGCAAUAAGACUAGGCGUCAAGAUUGCCCUGGGCACAGACAUGUGGAACAGCAAUCCAGAGCAUCGGAUCUCUCAUGGGCGUAAUGCUAUGGAGCUUACGUACGCGGUUGCUGCUGGAUUCACUCCGCUGGAGGCGAUCGAGGCGAUCACUGCCACGGCUCCGGAGGUCUUGGGUAAGAAGGCUCCAAGAAGCGGACAACUGAAGGAGGGGUAUGAUGCCGACGUUAUAGGCGUCGCUGGCAAUCCUUUGGAGGAUCUGGCAUUCCUUACUAAUCCAUCACACAUCUCCCAUGUCUGGAAAGGCGGCAAGCUCUAUAAGUCUCCAUAA
Molecule: messenger RNA, 1281 nt
Organism: Truncatella angustata
Lineage: Eukaryota; Fungi; Ascomycota; Sordariomycetes; Amphisphaeriales; Sporocadaceae
Exons: 2
Coding region: 1-1281 (426 amino acids)
Molecular function (GO): hydrolase activity, acting on carbon-nitrogen (but not peptide) bonds
Source: RefSeq, a predicted model, not a curated record